AUGCCAGAGAAGCCUAAUAUCCUCCAGGAGAAUGCAACUCAAAGGGCUCCUCCAGCCUCUGCGUAUUCAGAAUUGCCAUCGGUUGGCUCGGCCUGUGCUUGGUCGGGAAACUUGAGCCACAGAGCCUGGCGUUCGCCUCAGCAUCUUCGUGCUGUUCUGGCGGCCAUAGCGUCCGUUACAGCAGUUGCGGCUCUCGUUUUUUUCUGUUCGAGGGUCUACGAGAGACGUGCACUCUUGGCCCGUCGAAGCCGCAAGCUGGCCAGCUCAGAAGUCAGAGAUGCGCCAUUUGAAAUCUGCGAGAAUGAUGGGGAAGAAGUGGAGCAAACGCACAACGGCUCGCGUCUCCCUAACGAUGUUCCUGGCAGCGAGUGGAGUCUGCCCCUUAAAAAGCGAUUGCUGGUAAGAGUGGCUGAAUCCGGGGCCGGCGGUGAUUGGCGUAAUCCCCAGCAACAGGAACAGCAGUAUUUUCAUGAAGCCUCUACAACUGAGUUUGUUUCACCCGAAAGUAGCUCAGGUCCGAGCCAGGAGCAGUUUGGCCUAGCACCAUUUCCGAUUGGAAACCCACCGUCGUCAGGGCACCUGCGAAUGCCCAGCAUGCCCGAUGCAGCCGCAGGGCAAGUGCUUCUCGAUACAUAUCAGUAUCCUGCUGGACAUUCUGCUCAAAAUGCAAGGAAACCAGCCUCUCGUGAGGAGAGGAAGCUGCAGCCAAGGAGGCGCCGGUCGCAGAGGAAGCUGGAGAUCCAGCAUCGGCACCAUCAGCCGCAGCAGCCCCAUCUCCAGGAGCAUCUACAUGUUCAGCAGCAACACAUGUAUUGGCAGCACCUGCCUUGGCAGCAGCAACGUCAGCAGCAGGAGACCAUUCUACAGCAGCUGCUGGAGCGAAAGCAGCAGCAGGUAAUGCAAGAUCAUGUGCAGCAGCAAGCGGUGAUAGCGAAGGAGCAGGCGGUGGCUCCCCAGGUUGAACUAGAAGAGGUCCAAGAUCAAGGGAAGCGGGAGCGAAGACAGGAAGGUGAACUGGAGAUACUGGAACUAGAACAACGUCAGCCGCUGCGUCCUGCAGAUCCCCUUUCAAGGUAUGUGCAGGAAGAUGAAUGGAUUGAUUCGUCUCCACGGCAUGAGACUUCUGAACCCAGAACCCAUCAACUGGCGAUGCAGUCUUCUGCUGCAGUGGCAGCUACUUCCUCUCUGAUCACGCGUCACACCGUUCAGGUGUCUCUGGGACUUCCACUUGCUAGUAGUCCACCGUCUCGUGAGCAUGCAGUUGAUGCUGCCGUAGCUUCAGCAUCAAUGGCUGGAGCAGCAAGAGCGGCAGCCGCGCCUGGGUUUCCAUAUGAUGACCCGGCCUGUUCUACGUCGACAACCAGAGAAGGCAGGGAAGUGGGGGAACCGAUUGUUUCUAGCCUGCAGACGCCUGACAAUAUCAAAGACGAAGAAGCAACAGUUGCUGGAAACUCAGCCAUAGGAGGAGCCGUUUUCGCCAUGCCAGCAACUGCACAGGCUCCGGCCGGAACGGAGCUGCCAGAGACGCCCAACCCCUAUGGGCCUGUGACAGAACACCCGUAUGUUCAUCUGCCGCUGCGAAUAGUAGAGAAGACUCCAACUGCAAUAUUGGCUAACUUGAAGUGCGCACUGGUCUUUCGGCCCUGCAGGCGGGAUGUCGUGCCGCUCCUGCAGAAGGCUCAUGAUCUGCUGUCGCGCCGGUUUUUGGAACUUUCUCAGAUGAGGGAUUUAGCGAGGGUAGCGAGAAAGUUGAUGCGGAAUGCGGCAAAACAUCAGCAUCAGGACAUGUCGAAACAACCACCCAGUACCGCAGUUGAGCGACUGGGCUUGCGUUUCCUCAUGCUUGAUGUUGUGGUGUCCACCUUCAUAGUUCUCGGCUAUGACGCAGACCCUGGAGUUUGGAAGACCGUCACAGAUGCCAUCAGCCACGCUGCGCCGCCCCUGGCAUUACGGGGUAGGAAGAAAGAAGAGUUGCAGACCUUCAACACCGCUCUGGGUCAGGAGCUCAGCAAGGCAAUACAAACACUCAAGACGGGAAGUAGACCAGACCCCGCAUGCCUCUUAUAUAUCAAGAGGAUGCUUUUCUGCUCGCCGGAAGCUCCUCGGCGUUUUAAAGCACCUGACUUCGACCGCUGGAGGAAAGAUGACAUGGCUACCACCAGUGAACCUUAG
Messenger RNA from Eimeria maxima, 2172 nucleotides. RefSeq lists its product as hypothetical. Bases 1 to 2172 code for a protein of 723 amino acids. The transcript has a single exon. The record is from RefSeq and is a predicted model, not a curated record. Lineage: Eukaryota; Apicomplexa; Conoidasida; Eucoccidiorida; Eimeriidae.